CUUGGCCCACUCGGGAUCUCCCAUUGUUGCUGAGAGGCGCAGGAGCCCCGGCCAGUAAGACGCUGUCCCUGCUGCCCAGCAGCGAGCCCGGACAUCCUAGCCAGGCUCCGCAGGGCAUUCCGAAGCCCCACCCAUGGCAACGCCACUCUGACGUCCGCGCGCCGGAGUCCGCCAUAGGCCCGCGUCGGGGCCCAGGACGACGUGUGGCGCGUGGACUCUAUCAGGUCCAGCCCUGCGGGAACCCGGUAGGCACUUCCGGGCAAGGUUCUGUGCACCUGUUCCUUCCUUCUCCUUAAGUGUCUUCCCCUCUGGGAAAGAGUGCACAUGCCCCUCCCCAGAGAACAAGAUGCACGACAGCAAACCUAGAUUAAGAACAGCACGGAAAACUAAUCCCAAAGCAAGGUGCCGGGCAUCUUUAAACUGUUUGGAAGUUCACGUGACCCACUAAGUGCGGGCCCCAGUGGUCACGUGACAACGCGCGCGCCCCCGCGCAGGGAGAGCCGGCAGGCGCUGUGCGCGCGCCUUCGCCGCUGCCUCCCAUCCCCUCGACGGGAGGGUGAGGAGCGGCGGAGUGAUCAGGCGUCUGGGGGCCGGUGCGCGUGCGCAGCGAACAGCUGUCACCCCAGUGCGGAACAAAUCUUCCAAAUUUCCCAAAUCUCCGUGGGCCGGAGGCCACCCUCUUCCUCCUCAUCUUCCUCCUCAUCUUCCUCCUCUGGGUGGUAUCCCGGUGCCCACCCGCGCGCCAGAGACUGCCCCAGCCAUCAUGGAGGUGGCCGAGGUGGAGAGUCCUUUGAACCCCAGCUGUAAGAUCAUGACCUUCAGACCCUCCAUGGAGGAGUUCCGGGAGUUCAAUAAAUACCUCGCAUACAUGGAGUCUAAAGGAGCCCAUCGAGCAGGUCUUGCAAAGGUGAUUCCUCCUCGGGAAUGGAAGCCAAGACAGUGCUAUGAUGACAUUGAUAAUUUGCUUAUUCCAGCACCAAUUCAGCAGAUGGUCACAGGGCAGUCAGGACUGUUCACGCAAUACAACAUCCAGAAAAAAGCCAUGACAGUGAAGGAGUUCAGGCAGCUGGCUAACAGUGGCAAAUACUGUACUCCAAGAUACUUGGAUUAUGAAGAUUUGGAGCGCAAGUACUGGAAGAACUUAACUUUUGUGGCACCUAUCUAUGGUGCAGACAUUAAUGGGAGCAUAUAUGAUGAGGGUGUGGAUGAAUGGAACAUAGCUCGCCUAAAUACAGUCUUGGAUGUGGUUGAGGAAGAGUGCGGUAUUUCUAUAGAGGGUGUAAAUACCCCUUAUCUCUAUUUUGGCAUGUGGAAAACCACAUUCGCAUGGCACACCGAGGAUAUGGACCUCUACAGCAUUAAUUAUCUCCACUUUGGAGAGCCCAAGUCUUGGUAUGCAAUACCCCCGGAACAUGGAAAACGACUUGAAAGACUAGCUCAAGGUUUUUUCCCAAGCAGUUCUCAAGGGUGUGAUGCAUUUCUUCGCCAUAAGAUGACACUGAUCUCUCCCUCAGUAUUGAAGAAGUAUGGCAUUCCCUUUGACAAGAUCACUCAGGAGGCUGGAGAAUUUAUGAUCACUUUUCCAUAUGGCUACCAUGCUGGUUUUAAUCAUGGUUUCAACUGUGCAGAAUCUACAAAUUUUGCUACAGUCAGAUGGAUUGACUAUGGGAAAGUUGCUAAAUUGUGCACCUGCCGGAAAGACAUGGUGAAAAUCUCAAUGGAUAUCUUUGUGAGGAAAUUUCAGCCAGACAGAUAUCAGCUUUGGAAACAAGGAAAGGAUAUAUACACCAUUGAUCACACAAAGCCUACUCCAGAAUCCACACCUGAAGUAAAAGCAUGGCUGCAGAGAAGGAGGAAAGUAAGAAAAGCAUCCAGGAGUUUCCAGUGCACUGGUUCUCACUCUAAGAGGCUUAAGAAUGAGGGGGACGAAGAAGUGUCACCUGCAGUUGAUGGUGCAGAGGGCCUCACCGCUGACCGAGACCCAGAAGAUCUCAAGGUCAAUGAAAAACCAGAAAAAGCAGUGAAGAUGGGGAACACAGAAGCACCUUCAGAAGAAGAGGCUUCUCCUAGCAGGAAGCAGCUGGAUCAGAAUUCAUCAGAUAAUAUCAAACUCCCAGGAAAUAGUUGCUUAAGCACAUCUAUAACAGAGGAAAUAAAAACUAAGGAUGACCAAGCCUAUGGUGUAAUUCUACCUUCAAAUCCCAGUGAAGCUGAUGAUUCCAUAUCUAGUGGCCAUGUGACAUCCAAGGAGUCAGACCCAUCGAAGCUUCCAUGGCCAAAGUCACCUGAGUCAUGUUCCUCAGUGGCAGAGAGUAACAGUGUGUUCACAGAGGGAGAAGAGAGUGAUGUGGAGAGCCGCAGGAGUGGCCUCGAACCUGGGGAAGUCCCAGCGGUCUCCAGUGGAAAGAGAAAUGGCCUCGAAGUCCCUGGUAGAAUAGAGGGAGAAACCAAAACUGCUAAAAGUUGGCGCCAUCCACUGAGUAAGCCUCCAGCAAGAUCCCCACUGACUCUGGUGAAGCAGCAGGCAACAAGUGAUGAAGAAUUGCCUGAGGUUCCGUCAAUUGAGGAGGAAGUGGAAGAAACAGAGUCUUGGGCGAAGCCUUUGGUCCACCUUUGGCAGACGAAGUCCCCAAACUUUGUGGCUGAACAGGAGUAUAAUGCAGCCAUGGCCAAAAUGGAGCCACACUGUGCCAUCUGUGCUCUCCUAAUGCCCUACUACAAGCCAGAUAGCAGCAAUGAAGAAAAUGAUUCUAGAUGGGAGACAAAAUUAGACGAAGUGGUUACUCCAGGAGGAAAGACUAAGCCCCUCAUUCCAGAGAUGUGUUUUAUUUAUAGUGAAGAAAAUAUAGAAUAUUCUCCGCCUAAUGCCUUUCUGGAAGAGGAUGGAACAAGUCUUCUGAUUUCCUGUGCAAAGUGCUGCGUACGGGUUCAUGCAAGUUGCUAUGGUAUCCCUUCUCACGAGAUAUGUGAUGGAUGGCUAUGUGCCCGCUGCAAAAGAAAUGCAUGGACAGCAGAGUGCUGUCUCUGCAAUUUGAGAGGGGGUGCUCUUAAGGAAACAAAGAACAAUAAGUGGGCCCAUGUCAUGUGUGCUGUUGCGGUCCCAGAAGUUCGAUUCACUAAUGUCCCAGAAAGGACACAGAUAGAUGUAGGCAGAAUACCUUUACAGAGGUUAAAAUUGAAAUGCAUCUUCUGCAGAUACCGGGUUAAGAAGGUCUCUGGAGCCUGUAUCCAGUGUUCCUAUGGCCGCUGCCCAGCCUCCUUCCAUGUCACGUGUGCUCAUGCUGCUGGGGUGCUGAUGGAGCCUGAUGAUUGGCCAUACGUGGUGAACAUCACAUGCUUUCGACAUAAGGUCAACCCAAACGUGAUGAACAAACUGAGGCUGAUAAAGGUUCAAGAUCACAAGAUCACACAGCUAAAGUCCAAGGCUGGCGAGAAGGGUAUCUCUGUGGGGCAGACGGUCAUCACGAAGCAUCGGAACACCCGCUAUUACAGCUGCAGGGUGAUUGCUGUGACAUCGCAGACCUUCUAUGAGGUUGUGUUUGAUGAUGGCUCCUUCAGCAGAGACACAUUCCCUGAGGAUAUAGUGAGCCGAGACUGUGUAAAACUGGGCCCUCCUGCUGAGGGAGAAGUCGUGCAAGUCAAGUGGCCUGAUGGCAAACUCUAUGGAGCAAAAUAUCUGGGAUCAAAUGUUGCCCACAUGUACCAGGUUGAAUUUGAAGAUGGGUCCCAGAUAGCAAUGAAGAGAGAGGAUAUCUAUACUUUAGACGAAGAAUUACCCAAGAGAGUGAAAGCUCGUUUUUCCACAGCCUCUGAUAUGCGAUUUGAAGACACAUUUUAUGGAGCAGACAUAAUCCAAGGGGAGAAAAAGAGACAAAGAGUGCUGAGCUCCAGGUUUAAGAAUGAAUAUGUGGAUGAUCCUGUGUACCGCACUUUUUUGAAGAGCUCUUUUCAGAAAAAAUGUCAGAAGAGACAAUAACCUGCAUAUGCUGCUACAGGCAACAGAGCAACGUGGGCCAGAAAAGGAAAGAUGAAGGGACAACCUUGGGGACGUGCGAUGUGUUUCACUGGGGUAGGUGACGGGGUAUGUCUCUGACAGUGGAAAAUUAGGCUUUUCAGAGUUUGGUCACCUGGACCACAGAUUACAAGUGUUAUUAAUUGGACACAACAAUCUGAAGUCCUCCCCUAGUCUUGCUUUCACUUGUGAGCAAUUGUCUUCAGUGAUCCCAAAGAAUCUAAGUGAAAGGAAAUAAUAGUGAAUCUCCCACCAAAAAGACUCACUGACAGAGGCGGUGGGUCCUCACCUGUGGCCUAAUUAGGCCCUUAGGAAACACAUGGAGACUUCUCUCCCUAACCCCAGCAAGUGGGAGCCUCGAUACCCAGGUAAGAGGGUGAUAAUUUAUAUAAUUUCCGCAGUCAGGGAAGGACUCUCACUUAUUUGUUUUAAAUGGCAGUUUUUAUAAAACAUUUUUAAAACACAAAUGGCCUGUAUGGUAAUGAGAUUUACCCGUGUGCUAUCUGUAAUUUCCCUUGUACAGAACUUUUACAUUUUUUUAUAUCCCUAUUACUUUUGAUUGUGUCUGAUGAGAACUGAGUUGUUGGCCUUUGUGAAAUUUUUGGCUCUUGAGAAAGAAUUCUUAUGAAUUGUAUGGGAAUUUUAUAUAUUUAAAGAGGGAGAUCUGGGGCUGUUAUUUUUAAACACUUUUUUUUCAUAAUAUUCUGAGUAGAUAUUUAUAAAAUAUAUUUCUUUCAUUAUGUGUUUGUAAAAUUAGAGUUUAAAUAAAUAUGCUUUGAUGCAUAGUUUUCAACUAAUAUGAUUUUUCCUUUUUAAAACAGCCUGAAAAUGUACUAGUGUUUAAAAAUAAAGAUUUCCUUUUU
Molecule: messenger RNA, 4875 nt
Organism: Leptonychotes weddellii (Weddell seal)
Lineage: Eukaryota; Metazoa; Chordata; Mammalia; Carnivora; Phocidae
Source: RefSeq, a predicted model, not a curated record